Pediculus humanus corporis (human body louse) is the source of this 654-nucleotide messenger RNA. Its product is annotated as 60S ribosomal protein L10A, putative. The record is from RefSeq and is a predicted model, not a curated record. The transcript has 5 exons. NCBI's taxonomy places the organism in Eukaryota, Metazoa, Arthropoda, Insecta, Psocodea, Pediculidae. Gene Ontology annotation, biological process: translation. The coding region runs from base 1 to 654 and encodes 217 amino acids. Gene Ontology annotation, cellular component: large ribosomal subunit. Gene Ontology annotation, molecular function: structural constituent of ribosome; RNA binding.
AUGUCAUCUAAAAUUUCCAAAGACACUCUUUACGAGUGUGUCAAUGCAGUAUUGGAUCACUCAAAGCAAAAAAAGAGGAAAUUUUUGGAAACAGUUGAAAUUCAAAUUGGAUUGAAGAAUUAUGAUCCACAAAAAGACAAGCGUUUUUCUGGAACAGUAAAAUUGAAACAUAUUCCAAGACCAAAAAUGCAAGUUUGUAUUCUUGGUGAUCAACAACAUUGUGAUGAAGCUAAAGUAAAUAAUUUGCCUUACAUGGAUGUUGAAGCACUCAAGAAAUUAAACAAAAAUAAAAAAUUAGUUAAAAAGUUAGCUAAAAAAUAUGAUGCCUUCCUUGCAUCCGAUGCUUUGAUUAAACAAAUUCCAAGGCUUUUAGGUCCUGGACUCAACAAGGCUGGUAAAUUUCCUGGUCUUUUAUCUCAUCAAGAACCAAUGAUGCAAAAAGUUGACGAAGUCAAAGCAACGAUCAAGUUUCAAAUGAAAAAGGUACUUUGUCUGUCAGUAGCCAUUGGUCACGUAGGUAUGACACCUGAAGAAUUAGUUCAAAACGUUCAUUUGUCCAUCAACUUUUUGGUUUCACUUUUGAAAAAACAUUGGCAAAAUGUUCGUUCUUUACACAUGAAAUCAUCCAUGGGACCAGUUCAGAGAUUGUAUUAA